GACAAACACAAGUUUCAGCCAAUCAGCUGCAGGGACCGAGAGCGCUUACACCGUCACGCGCGGCGGAAGUGGGCAGCCACGGUCACCCUCCAUCUUCGAAAUCAUCGUAAAGACGAUUCGCUUGAGGGGGAAACUCACAGAUAACGGCGCACAGUUUGGAAUAAAGAGCGGUAGGGGUGCAUGAAUCAUGAGCGGGCUUAAUGUCAAAAAGCUCAAAGUGAAUGAGCUGAAAGAAGAGCUCCAGCGGCGUGGCCUGGACACCCGCGGGCUGAAGGCGGAUCUGGCGGACAGACUGCAGGCGGCGCUGGAGGCCGAGGCAGUGGGGUCUGCGCCAUCGGACGAGCAGGAACCGGACUGUGAGGCUGGCGGGGAGCCGGGACAGGGCAAUGAUCAUCAGGAGGAAGAAUUUGCAGCCAGGGAACAAGAUUAUGGAGAAGAGGCCAAGGCACAGUCUGACGAUGGAAACAGCACAGACCUCUACCAGGGUGGAUUUGAUGAUCAGGGAACCGAGAGUAACGAAGGCAAUGAGGAAAGCACAGAGACCCCCAUAACUGGUUUUGGAGCAAGUGAUUUUUCAUCAGAUGCAAUGUCAGGACAGAUGACGGAGCAGUACUCCAAGGACCAGGAUGAAUCCCAGGAGCCUGAGGCCAAGCAGCCGUUCCAUGAGGAACCAGCCAGGCAGCACUAUAAGCAGGAUGAGGUGAAGCAGGAGUAUGAGGAGACUCCUUCACAUGCAGAGCCACAGCGGGAGCAGAAGCUUGACGAGCCAGCGUCACAGCAGAUUCCAGAGGGAGACUCAAGUCAAAGCAGCCAGCAGGAAGAAUCUGAGAGUUGUGAGGUGAAGACUGAGUGUAAGGCCAACGAGGAUGUUCCACAGCAGGCCGAGCAGGGCAGUGACGGGGACGCUCAGGCCAAAUCAGAGGAUGAUAGACACUCAUCAAACAGUCGCAAGAGGUCAUAUGAUGAUAGUCGAGGACAUGGUUACUAUGAACAUCGUGAGGAAAGGAGGGGAAGGUCACCACAGCCCCCAGCUGAAGAAGAAGAGGAAGAGAUUGAUGAUAAACUUGUGGUCAUUGACACCUAUAACUGUGACCUGCACUUCAAGGUGGCCCGUGACCGAUACAGCGGUUACCCUUUGACCAUUGAGGGUUUUGCCUACCUGUGGGCAGGGGCUCGAGCCACUUACGGUGUUACCAAAGGACGUGUGUGCUUUGAAAUGAAGAUAAAUGAGGAAAUUUCAGUAAAGCACCUUCCUACCUCUGAGCCUGACCCUCAUGUGGUAAGAAUCGGAUGGUCCCUGGAUUCUUGCAACACUCAACUUGGUGAAGAACCCUUCUCUUUCGGCUAUGGAGGAACUGGCAAGAAAUCUUCUAACUGUAAAUUUGAGGACUAUGGGGAAAAGUUCAGUGAAAAUGAUAUCAUUGGCUGCUAUAUUGACUUUGAAAGCAGUGAGGAAGUAGAAAUGGCGUUCUCCAAGAAUGGCAAGUUGCUUGGCCCGUGUUUCCAUGUCACUCGAGAAGAACUGGCCGGGCGUGCUCUGUUCCCACACGUGUUGGUGAAGAACUGUGCUGUGGAAUUCAACUUUGGACAGAGAGAGGAGGCCUUCUUCCCUCAGCCAGAGGGCUACACCUUCAUUCAGGAUAUUCACCUAGAGGACAGAGUCAGAGGGUCACUGGGACCGGCCACUAAAACUGAUUGCGAGAUCCUGAUGAUGGUUGGUUUACCUGGUAGUGGAAAAACCACCUGGGCCAUAAAACAUGCUCAAGAGAACCCUGAAAAGAAGUACAACAUCCUGGGCACAAAUGCUAUCAUGGAAAAAAUGAAGGUAAUGGGACUUCGUCGUCAGCGCAACUAUGCCGGACGCUGGGACAUCCUUAUUCAGCAGGCCACACAGUGUCUCAACAGGCUCAUCCAGAUUGCUGCCCGCAAGAAACGCAACUACAUCCUGGAUCAGACAAAUGUAUAUGGAUCAGCCCAGAGACGAAAAAUGCGUCCUUUUGAAGGUUUUCAACGCAAGGCUAUUGUAAUUUGUCCCACGGAUGAGGAUUUAAAAGAGCGAACGUUAAAGCGAACUGAUGAGGAAGGGAAGGAUGUUCCCGAUCAUGCUGUGUUAGAAAUGAAAGCAAACUUUGUGCUGCCCGAAGUCGGCGAGUUCCUGGACGAGGUGACGUUCGUAGAACUUCAGCGGGAAGAAGCCGGCAUUCUCAUCAAGCAAUACAACGAAGAAGGCCGUAAAGCUGGCCCUCCCCCGGAGAAGCGCUUUGAUAGCCGCCAGAGUGGUUUCCGUGGCCGUAGUAACUUCCAGCGCUAUGACAAUCGUGGCGGACCUCAGGGUGGUAGAGGUGGAUACCAGAACCGGGGUGGCUCUGGAGGUGGAGGCUACCGAGGAGGAUACAACCGUGGAGGCUACAACCAGAAUCGCUGGGGAAAUAGCUACAGGGAUGGAGGCUCAGGCAGCCGCGGUGGAUACAACCGCAGCCAGCCAUCUGGAGGCAGUUACAACCACAACCGCCAGGGCUCCUACAACAAGAGUGGCUCUGGAUCAACUGCAAGCUACAGCCAAUCACAGCCUCAGUCUUACAAUCAAGGCUACAACCAGAGCAACUACAACCAAGGGUACAACUAUGGCAACUACAGUCAAUACCCAGGAUACAACCAGAGCUACAGUCAAACUCCAGCGCCAGCGGCACAGACCUACAGCCAGCCACAGCCGCAACAACAGCAGCAGCAGCAGAGCUACAAUCAACAGUACCAGCAGUAUGCUCAGCAGUGGCAGCAGUACUACCAGAGCCAGUGGAACCAGUACUAUAACCAAUACGGCAAUUACGGCAACUACACCCAGCAGGGCACCCAAGGCAGCCAGGGCGCCCAGGGAACACAGUAGUAGCAUCCCAGGUGUUUCAGACAGCCCAUUCCCUAAACAGCAUUCCUCAAGCCUUUUUCGUGUUAUCCAGUCUUACCCUUUUUUUGCCAGCUCUCUGUAAACGUUUAUUUGCUCCCUAUUUAUACCAACCUUAAAGGUAACCAAAUUUGUGCGGCCCUCCAUUGCUCUGUUUGAGUUUUGGUGACAAGUAUCCCGUUUUUUGCUCUUCUGUUAAAUAUUUGUUUACAUACAGCUUGAUGGUUUUUUUUUCUGUGUACUUGUAGAUGAGAGAUUCGACAUUUGAAUUUAGUAAUGUGUGUUUUAGUCUGCUGCAAACAGCUCACACUAUGAGAAAAAGGAGAAAAUGUAUUGAGAGAGCUUUGCACGCUUAGAUUUACAUCUGAUGUAUAGAGCGAGAGAGUGGCAAGGUGUUUCUGUUUUCCAUUAGUUUUACCACUGAUUUUAUUUUUAUUUUUUUUAUCUCGUAAGAUUAAAGAACCACAUUUUGGCGGUAGAGGGUUGUGGGUAUUCUGUAAAUGAUAAUAUGCCUCUAUGUACACAACGAUGUAAGACCAUGUAACACUUUUGUCUAUGUACAUCAUAUUUGAAAUUUUAACAACCUAAAUCUAAAUCAUUUUCCUUUUUAUAAAGCAUUUUUAAAUGAUUCUGAUUGGUCUGAUGCACAUCUAUUCCCAUGUUGCAGAUUAGUAAUGAUCUAUACUAGUUCCUUGUGUGGAUAUGUUUUUACCUUGUGUCUUGUCUGUGAAGCAGUAUCUGCAUAUGGUUUUGUCAAAUCAAAACAUUAUUUUGUAUUUGAGAAUAUAAUCAGAAGAAAAA
Molecule: messenger RNA, 3700 nt
Organism: Carassius carassius (crucian carp)
Lineage: Eukaryota; Metazoa; Chordata; Actinopteri; Cypriniformes; Cyprinidae
Product: heterogeneous nuclear ribonucleoprotein U-like protein 1
Exons: 16
Coding region: 188-2884 (898 amino acids)
Molecular function (GO): protein binding
Source: RefSeq, a predicted model, not a curated record